AUGGCCCUCUACUACGUAACAGCCCUGUCAUACAUCGCAGCCGUCUUGGUCGUGAUACCAUCCCCUUCUCAAUGGCGUACCAAGAACAUUCCAACCUUAUCAAUCAUUGCGUGGUUAUUUAUAACCAACGUUUUCCAAGGGACAAACACAAUAAUCUGGGCAAAUAACGUAAGGGUUGUAGCGUCAGUCUAUUGCGACAUUGGUGAGCAGAAUGAGAUUACUACUAAGUUUACGAAAGCUCUCGGAGGGCUGAUAGAGGACGUGUCGCGGCCCCUACAAGGUAACAUGCUAUGGAUGGCUAGUACUUGGGGAUUACCAGCAAGCACUGUCUGUCUCACUCGAUACCUUGCGAGCGUAACUUCUCCAAAUUAUGCCCCUAUUGGCAUUAACGAAAGACGGAAACGUUUCUGGUUCGAGAUGAUAAUGUGUGUUUUUAUGCCAUUCAUUUUCAGUGGUCUUCACUAUAUUCUGCAGUCCCACCGGUUCUACAUUGAGGAAGAUUUUGGUUGUAAGAGUGCUGAUCACGUGACUUGGGCAGCAAUCUGGCUUCUCCUUGCCCCUACCUUUGCACUUUCCAUCGUUUCCGCAAUCUUUGGUGGCAUUUCGGUAUACCGGUUGGCGCGAUGCCGCAUGAAGUGUCGCAAGUUGUUCGCUAAUUCGGCUUCUGGGCUCGCCACUAGCCAGUACUACCGACUCAUGGCGAUCAGUUUGCAAUUGGUCAUCACUGACCUCAUUAUGAAGCUAUAUGUCGAGAUUUCCGAAGUGAAAGCCUAUGGUAUAUACCCUUGGGUUAGCUGGGCGUAUGUCCACGAGCAUUACGACGAAAUCCCGACAUUCUCCAAGGGCGAUGAGAGCCGGGUGGGUUGGAUCAACAAAGUUGUAGGAUCUAUUAUUCCCGUUACCUACGCUUUCGCGUUCUUCUUUCUCUUUGGGUUUGGUGAAGAGGCUUUUUCCGAUUACAGAAGGAUCUGGGCUUGGAUCAAGACCCACAUUUUCCGGGUGAGCUCUUCUGCCGCGGUGGUUGCGGAACGCGGAAACAUGACCCACCCAAAUCUAGCUGGAUCGGAGGACUCCUCUGCGUAA
Cantharellus anzutake is the source of this 1083-nucleotide messenger RNA. Its product is annotated as pheromone A receptor-domain-containing protein. Gene Ontology annotation, biological process: G protein-coupled receptor signaling pathway. Gene Ontology annotation, cellular component: membrane. Lineage: Eukaryota; Fungi; Basidiomycota; Agaricomycetes; Cantharellales; Hydnaceae. The record is from RefSeq and is a predicted model, not a curated record. The transcript has 5 exons. Gene Ontology annotation, molecular function: mating-type factor pheromone receptor activity. Bases 1 to 1083 code for a protein of 360 amino acids.